Molecule: messenger RNA, 3606 nt
Organism: Ilex paraguariensis (yerba mate)
Lineage: Eukaryota; Viridiplantae; Streptophyta; Magnoliopsida; Aquifoliales; Aquifoliaceae
Source: the annotation of a GenBank genome assembly
AUGAAGGUAUGUGAAACUAUUUAUAGCAGCAGUUAUGAGACUGACAACAUUGGAAGUGGUGGUUACCCUGAGCUCCUUUGCUGUUCUUCAGAUCAGUUGAAAGCAGUUUCUAAUAUGGGUCUACUCAGGCUUAUUCAAGUCUAUCUUUGUACUGCAGUGGUGGUUUUAUGUAUAUUGAACUCAUCUGGAUCAGUGGUUCUUAUUCGUUUUGAUGAAGCUCCACAGGCUCGAUCAAGGUUCUCUACCGCCAUUUUCCGGUACUCGGUUAUAAGGCCAAAUGGCUCAAAUGCCUGCACGAACAAUACUGGGUGUUCCAUUUACUGCGAGACCAAACUGGUAUUUGAACAGCUUGACGGCCAAACUCUUAUACCAUGCCCUGCGGAUGUCAUAAUAUUGAGAAACUUGACUGUCAAUCAGGAACACAUUUUCCACCUCAACAUUACAACCAAGGAUGGAGAGAGAAACUCUUCGUCUUAUUCAUGGUUCAUUGAUACAAUACCACCAACUGCAACAAUUUUCAGCAAACAGAGUUACACAAAUGCGGAAAAAGUAUCCAUUGAUGUUACAUUCAGUGAAGCUUGCACUGGAAAUGGGGGAUUUAAGUGUUUGAACAUGUCUAAUUGUGAUGUCACCAUAGAUGGUCCUGCCCAAGUGGACGCAUCUUCGCUGAGGAUAAUCAAACGUGACAUCAAAUAUAGCCUCGAUAUUAUUCUGUCCUUAGAAAGUACUUAUGCACAUGUGGUAAUUAAAAUGGCAAAUGAUUUUUGUACAGACCUUGCAGAGAACAAUUUCACAAGGACACCUGGUUCAACUUUUAUUGUUCACUUGGAUAGAAGACCAGUGCAAGUGGAUUUAUGGACUUCAAUUCAAUCCUACGAGUUGGAGAUUAAUGGGAUCCCAAGAACUGUUAUUGCAACUAACAAAGUGGAGGACUUGACAGUUUUCUUGGACUUCAGCAUUCCUAUUACAGGUUCAAUAGAACAGAUCCAGAAUGCAUUACACGUGAACUCGGGUAACAUGAUACCUAUUCAUUCAAGAAGUCAUGGAAACCGAAGAUUUGCCUUUGAACUGAAGAAUAUUUCUAGGACUGAAAUAGUUACUGUGGAACUAGAAGCAGCUUCAGUAAUAGCCAGGACAGGGACUCCUGUGUCACCUGUUCCCCCAAUUACAUUCCUUUAUGAUUGCACGCAGCCUGGUGUAUGGCUAAGUACAAGCUCACCAAGAGUUACAAAAGAGUCCAACAUCAACGUGAUAAUUGAGUUUACAAAACCAGUUUUUGGCUUUGAGGCCUCCAAGGUAGAAGUCAAAGGAGGAAGUCCUAUAAGGCAAGUGCAUGCAAUGCUUUUUAGAAGCAUUAAGUUGAUCACGUUACAUAUAGUCAAGUUUGAAAAACUUUCAAGAGCUCUAUACUCAUUGACAGUCCUGGCAGUAUCUCAGAAUGUAUCUGUCAUUGUUGCGGCAGGAGAAGUGUAUGAUAUCUCGGGAAAUCUGAAUUUAGCUUCAAACCAACUUGAAGUCGGGCAUUCGAUAGGCACUAUAACUACUGGAGGUGCCAACACAAUUUUUUCUGACCCAUCAAUGAAUUUACAUGGAAUGGUGGGACACCUACAAGUGUUCGUCCUCUGUGACUGGCUCUCAUUUAACUUACCUGCAGAAUAUUCUGAGACAGUUAAAGGUCUCAGGUGGCUUAUUCCUCACGAGAAACUCCCUUGGAAAAGUGAAAGUUCGUUAACUUGGCCCAACCAUUUACAUCUGGCUGGCGCAAGGUCUGGAAUGAAAGUUAGUGGCAGCUCCAAUUGGUUCUCCUCUUCAAAAGAAUUUCAACAUCCGACUGCCUUGAAUCUAACCAAUUUCUCCAACCAUUUGAAUCAUUGGCUACCAUUUCUAACUAAUUACUCGAAUGAUAAUCGGCUCCAUCCACAGCAAAAUAUGAUCAUGAAAAACUCAGCUUAUGGUCUACCCCUAGAUUCCAAUGAAUAUUUUACUUAUUUCCUGCGAGGAGAGCCAUUCUCUGCUAGUGGUGUGGUUAAGAGGCUGGAGAAUUACACAGGGUGGCAGGACUUAGAGAUGAACUUGUUCUGGCUUGGUGUGGAAGGAGGCAGUUUACUCAUAAUCCAUGCUUUGACCUUAAUUUUUGUAAAAUGGAGGACUCAAGUGUCAGCUCAUGGGACACUUUCAAUACCAAGGUUUGAGCUGUUUCUUCUGAUUCUCAUGCUACCUUGUGUCUCUCAAUCUUCAGCGUUUGUUAUAAGAGGUGGUACGACAAAGGGAAUUCUCACUGGGGCUUUGUUGCUAGCCAUCCCAGCAGGUCUUAUUCUAUCAGUGUGCCUCUUUCUUACGAUCACAAUCUUCUCUGGCAGCUUUGCUCAGUAUAAGGAAGUUAAGCAGAUCGGCACCAAAGAACCAUGGUAUAUGAAGCUUUGGCAUCUGUUCACCGGGAGGCCUACCACUGGAAAGUGGUUUUAUAGAGAAGGGCUGACUUCAUCAUUCCUCCCACGAUUUGGGAUUCUAUUUGAGAACCGGAAGGGUCCUCCAUUUUUCGUGUUACUUGAUCAAAAUGACCCGAACAGCAUACCCAAGUGGAUUGAAAGUGGCCAAAAUGGGGUAGGAAGAAUGAGAGCAGUCAGCUCAGAUGACAGUACUGAGGAUACCAAAAUUCCUAUGCUCAGGAGAUUCCUGGGAUCGGCCAGAUCCUCCUAUAUCAAUCUUGAUCUUAUAAGGAGAGCCGGUCUGGGGAUACUAUCUGGAGUUCACAAGUCAAGGGGUUCAGGACAAAGCCUUAUAGCGCUAACAAUCACGGUCGUGCAACUGUUGUAUCUGUUAACUCUUAAACCAUACAUCGCUAGGGGAGUUCAUGUUGUGGAGAGCGUGUCUCUCUUGUGUGAAGCAGGCCUCUUUGGACUAUCUAUCAGUAGCAGUAGCUCCAAUCCAGUCAGCGAUAGCAAUUUGGGAUACAUUAUGCUGGCUUUCCUCUUCCUUACCUUUGUUUCUCAGAUCAUAAAUCAGUGGUAUGCGAUGAUAAAAUGUCUUUCAAAAUUCUCACCGCCUCAGAAGAACUCACUAAAACAUGGCCUGAAAAAUGCCACUAAAGGUCUUCUGAUUCCUUUCCUCCCGAGGAGGCAUUGGUCAAGAGUCAUCCCUGGAUCCUCCAAACCAAAAGAAGGCCUCUCUGCAGUCCCUCCUUUGAGUCCAGAAACACACUUUCAAAGACAAGAUGCAAGAGCACCACAUGUUGGCCCAUUAGGAUCCAUGUCUGCAACAGUGGUUCCUAUGCUCAGUCCUGGCUCUCCUGGCUUUAGUACUAAUCCAGUUUCAGGUUCCACAAGUGCAGGAACAGCUGAUCAUGGACAGAAAACAGGGGGAGUAAAGCAGCCAAAAGGACUUACAUCCGAGCCGAAGAGUGAGAUGAAAACUCUAAGGGAGUUGGCAAAAGCUAGUUUCUCAGGGGUGGCGAAGUAUGAAGAAGGCUCUACUAGCUAUGGCGCGAGAGUAAAAGGUUUUCCAGGUAAAAGCUCUCUAGAUAACAUCAAACCAUACCCAAAAAGCAGGAUCUAAUGUAUUCAAAUUUUCACUCACAAACUGCGCAAAUGUUAACUUUGUCUUGGC